AUGGCGGAUACUCCAGCCCUAGAAAACCUCAACGACAGCGAGGCAGAGGUUGUUUCUAGGCAUCUGCAUCCCCGAUUUACCGGGGCUUAUGAUGGGAUUAUUGAAGAUGAUGAGGACGUGCGGGGGAAGGGAGCUGCAGAUCACGAUGGGAACCAACGAUCCGCAUUCAUAGGACCUAGCCAACAGUCCUCUCUCAAAUUGCAAGGAGGCGAUACACAUCGCGACCUCUAUCGUAUCGAAGCUCGCUCGAAACGGGGCGGAUUGGAUCAGCGCGCAGCAACAUUCUCGCACCCUCCCAGGCCAGAAACGGAUGAUAAUCUCGAUAUCACGAUACGCAAUGAGCCAGGAGCGUUUCGCCGGCAGUUCUUAUGGCGAAACAAGCGUGGCUUCACCAACAAAUCUGUACCGAAUAGCUUCGUGGAGUUCUUAGACUUAUAUGGCAGAUUCGCCGGUGAAGACCUAGUCGAGUCGGAAGACGAGGCAGAUGCUGAAAGUGUUGGAACACCGUUUGAUGAAGUGGAGCCGGAAAGAAGACCAUUGCUUGCCAGUCGUGAAAGUUCCCAAGGGGAUGCGUCAGACAUGAAAACUUUCUUCACACUCCUCAAGGCCUUCAUAGGAACCGGCAUCAUUUUCCUCCCGAAGGCGUUCCGCAACGGUGGCAUACUCUUUUCACCUAUUGCUCUCGUCACAGUCUCGAUAAUAACAACCAUCUCUUUUCAUUUGCUGCUUCAAUGUCGACGACAGCAUGGCGGUGGCUACGGCGAUAUUGGAGAAUCUAUUUCCGGCUCGCAUCUUCGCUCCCUUAUUCUCGUUUCAAUUACAAUUACGCAGCUUGGUUUUGUGUGUGCCGCCAUUGCUUUUACUGCGCAGAACCUGCGUUCAUUUGUGGAGGGGGUGGCAGCUUCUACGAUUAGCACACCGUCCAUUUCCACAAUUAUUGCUCUGCAGUUAGUGAUUCUCGUGCCUCUUGCCUUUAUUCGCAAAAUAUCCCGACUCGGAUUAGUGGCAUUACUUGCAGAUGUCUUCAUUUUCAUCGCCGUGGGCUACAUAUACUACUACAAUAUUUCGGAAAUUUCCCGCCACGGCUUAGAGCCCACAGUCAAGCUUUUCGACACCAAGACAUUUACCCUAACGAUCGGAUCAUCCAUAUUCAUGUUCGAGGGGAUAGGCCUCAUUCUCCCCAUACAAUCUUCGAUGUCGCAACCAGACCAUUUCGAUCGCAUCCUCUACAUUGUCAUGGCCCUUAUUACUUUCCUUUUCGCUACCGUUGGGAUUCUCUCAUACGGGGCAUUUGGCAGCCACACAAAGAUCAAUAUCAUCAGCAAUUUCCCACAGUCGGAUAAGUUCGUCAAUUUUAUUCGGUUAUUCUUCUCGCUAGCUGUUCUUGUGGGCACCCCGGUGCAGCUAUUUCCUGCGUUGCGGAUCAUGGAGGGAAGGUUAUUCUACCGCAAAUCUGGUCAUCGAGACCUCCUCAUGAAGUGGAAAAAGAAUAUUUUCAGGACAGGCAUUGUCGUUCUCUGUUGCUUGAUUGCAGCCCUAGGCGCCAGGGACUUGGAUAACUAG
This is a messenger RNA of Penicillium arizonense, 1563 nucleotides long. RefSeq names its product putative amino acid transporter. Gene Ontology annotation, biological process: amino acid transmembrane transport. The record is from RefSeq and is a predicted model, not a curated record. Gene Ontology annotation, molecular function: amino acid transmembrane transporter activity. The transcript is spliced from 2 exons. The coding region runs from base 1 to 1563 and encodes 520 amino acids. Lineage: Eukaryota; Fungi; Ascomycota; Eurotiomycetes; Eurotiales; Aspergillaceae.